AUGGACCUUCCUCUGCAGCUGCUGCUGAUGAUGAUGAUGGUGAUGAAGACUUCUGGCAGCAGCAGAGUGACGGAGACGUUUGGAGGAACGAGAAGCAAACGCUACGCCAUCAACCCUGUGGGACACAAGUGGACUCACCACAACCUCACCUACAGGAUCACAGUGUUUCCUAACACACUGAAUGUCGAGGACACCAGGAAGGCCAUCAGCAUCGCCUUCACUAAGUGGAGCGACGUGUCUCCGCUGACCUUCACUGAGGUUACCGAUGGCAACGCCACCACUGACAUCACCAUCGGUUUCUACACCUUUAACCACACUGACUGCUGGUGGUCUCCUCUCCACCCUUGUUUCGACGGGCUGAACGGUGAGCUGGCUCACGCCUUCCUGCCGCCGCGAGGGGAAAUUCACUUUGACAAUCACGAGUUCUGGAUCCUCGGCAAGUCCAGAUUCAGCUGGAAACAAGGGGUGUGGCUGAACGACCUGGUCCAGGUGGCGGCUCAUGAGAUCGGCCACGCUCUCGGUCUGUGGCACUCCAGAGAUCCUCAGGCUCUGAUGCAUCCCAACGCCACCUACACCGGCCAGAGGAACAUCGCCCAGGACGACGUCUGGGGCAUCCAGAGACUCUACGGUUGUCUGGAUAAGAAGCGAGUCUGUGACCCCUGGGCUCGACUCGGCUUCUGCGAGCGGAGGAAGACCUUCAUGAAGAAGAACUGUCCUCUGCGCUGCGACCUGUGCUACGAGCCGCUGGAAGCGGUCGCCACGCCGACGCCGCCUCCGGCCAACGUCAAGAUCAAGAUGGUUCCCCGGGGGAAGGUGGUGGGUUUCCGCUGCGGAACCAAAAACCCCCGCUCACCGCCCAAAGUCAGCUGGUAUAAAGACGGCGAACAGAUCCUGACCUCCAUCCCCGGCUACAUCAUCAUGAAGGACAGGGACCUCCGCAUUGUCGCAAACGAGUUCAACGAGGGCGUCUACACCUGCCGCAUCCAUCGACGGGGGGACGUCGUGUCCGCCAACUCGUGGGCCAUCCGACUGAAACCAGAGGAGCCGUCCAAUGUCUGAGGACAUCACCAGGGACGGAGUCAUGGAGAACAGAACCAUAAAUGUAGUGAUGAAGGGACGUUUGUGAGCAACACUCAGUAUGAUUGGAGGUCUGUGGAGACGCAGAAGAUCAGAUGCUCAGUGUUUGAUCUGGAACAGGUGUUUCUGAUGGUUUGUUCUCACACAAGGUGUUCUGUGCCUCAGCUGGACUUAAUUCUGCUACUGCUGCAACAACUCAUGGUGAAAACAGGCUUUGAAAGGGUCCAGAUGGUUAACUUGUGGCAGCUCUGUGGUAAAAACGUCUUCUCCUUGUAAUCCUCCAGGCGUGAUGUCAUGUACCCAUAAUCCUGCAGGACGUUAUUUACCCGUAAAAAUCUUGGCAUGACGUCAUGUCCUUGUAAUCCUCCUCCAGGAUGUCGUGUUCCCAUGAUCCUGUGCGACAUCAGGUUAUAAUCCCGGCGGUUCUCUCAGCAGGGUGUCAUGUCUCCGUAAUCCUCCUGGGUUGAGGUGU
Messenger RNA from Chelmon rostratus (copperband butterflyfish), 1549 nucleotides. RefSeq names its product matrix metallopeptidase 23bb (gene mmp23bb). Gene Ontology annotation, molecular function: zinc ion binding; metalloendopeptidase activity. Gene Ontology annotation, cellular component: extracellular matrix. The coding region runs from base 1 to 1059 and encodes 352 amino acids. Gene Ontology annotation, biological process: collagen catabolic process; extracellular matrix organization; proteolysis. The record is from RefSeq and is a predicted model, not a curated record. Lineage: Eukaryota; Metazoa; Chordata; Actinopteri; Chaetodontiformes; Chaetodontidae. The transcript has 8 exons.